Molecule: messenger RNA, 1113 nt
Organism: Thunnus maccoyii (southern bluefin tuna)
Lineage: Eukaryota; Metazoa; Chordata; Actinopteri; Scombriformes; Scombridae
Gene: c9h9orf85
Product: chromosome 9 C9orf85 homolog
Exons: 4
Coding region: 163-726 (187 amino acids)
Source: RefSeq, a predicted model, not a curated record
GUUUUUUAUUUUUAUUUAUUUUAACCAUCUUUGAGAAAAAGUGGAGGGUUCGUGUUUUGACCUCAAUGACGUUUCAUCUCUUUCCGGGUUAGCGCUUCUUCUGGCAUGGUUGUUCGAGUCUUCUACCUAUGUACCAUGUGUAACUAGAAAUCAGAAAAUAGGAUGAGUUCUCAGAAAGGUAAUGCAUCUCGGUCGCGAGCCCAGAAGCAUCAAAACACCGUCGCCUUCAAAAACGACAAAUACGGAGCGACUGUGCAAGUAAAGAAAGCAAAAUCGAAAAUCCACGAUGGGCUCUGCCAACACUGUAAAGAUAUUCUUGAGUGGAAAGUCAAGUACAACAAAUACAAGACACUAACACAACCCCGAAAAUGUGUCAAGUGUUCUCAGAAGAGUGUGAAGGAUGCGUAUCACAUCAUCUGUAAGCCCUGUUCCCUUCAGCUCGACAUCUGCUGCAAGUGUGGAAAGAAAGAGGACAUUGUUAUUCCAGUUAACUCACACCUUGACAACACAGAGAAGGAAGAAGAUGGAGAACAGAAAAGGAAAGGACGUGGGCAAGGAAAGAAGGACGCGGAUAACUUGGACAGUGAUGAUGAUUAUGAUGAUGAUGAUUUUGGUGACCUUGGAGAUGAUGAUGAAGACUUUGACAGUGACUCAGGACCAAAGAAAACACAGAAGAACAAGUCUGCUGUACUUCCAGAUGUGUCCCAAGUUAAGAUUAAAGACUAAAGACAAAGAAAGGCUAAUGUGCCAAGUGGACUUUUUCUGUUGUUUUUACAUACAGUGUAUACAAAAGAAGUUUGUGGUUCGUGAUGUGACCAUUCUCAAAUGAACUAAAGCAAAUUAACAACAUUGCUGGAUGAUAAGUUAAUGUCAACAACAGCUGAGCAAACAGAAGCUCCCAGAUGAUUCAGAAAGCUUUUGAAUGAUUGUACAUCCUUUUUUUUAUUUGAGUUGGUCUCCAUCGAAAGCCUGUCAAGUGAUGAAUGGGCUGUAUAAUGUACUGUACAUUCUCCAGUCCGUUCACAAGCAAUACCAGUUAAAUAUAUAUAUUCAGUAUUUGAAUGUACUGUAAUAAAAACCUGCACGCUGUGUACAUUCAUUUAGAUACAUUUA